AUGCAUCAUACUGUUCGAAUACGUGAUUUAUCACCGGUACCUGCAAGUCAAACCGGCCAUCGGAAAGGACCAUCGCAAGUAUCCACCAACCAUUGGAUAGAAGCUGUGGACAAACUCUGUUUGAAAUCGCCAUCGGAUCGUUACAAAGUUCAGUAUUGGUCUGAGAACGGACCACACACACAUGCUGACCAUUCUGGUCAUCCAGUAUUUGAAGCCUUUUAUACUGCCUAUUGUAAUCAUGAAGAUAUCAUUCUUUCACCUGAUGAUAUCUGGCUUAUGAUUACUAUCUACUAUGCUAAAUAUGUCGAUGAGAAUGCUGAACAACUACGAUCAUUGUUUGUUGAUCACGAAGGAAAGAAGACACUUGAAAUCUUCAUACCAUCUGAAACACCUGACUGGCCUACGUUUCUUGAAGAAAUGAAAUCAAAAAUUGGAGAAAAUGUAAAGAAUGAUGUAGUGGAAGUUCUACAAUCGGCUUAUUCAACAACGGGUCAAGUCGAAUCACUCUUGUCCUGUGCCUGUAUUAUGCAUACAUUCAAGAAAUAUUUUGAUUAUCGUCAUAUCUACUAUGGAUGUGGCAUACGAAAUGUACAUUUUCUAGGCACCUUGGCUGAUUGGCAACUUUUACGAAGCAAGGCAGAGAAACUCAAAAAUUUUACGCUUCCAAGCAAGACUUCAUCGAGCUAUCAAUACAACAGUUUUUCCGCUUACAUUGAUGGAGUAUUGCCUAUUUUAGAUGAAUUUAUUCAAACCUAUCAGGGUCAAGUUGACAAUAAAUUUUGGGAUCAAAUUUUUGAUUAUACACAUGUGCAGAAGAGAGGUGGAUCCGGAAUGAUUUUAGGAGAAGUGCCAGGUAUUCGUGGUUGGUUUCUUCGUUUAUGCUGUGGAUUUCACCACUCUGAAGCAAAAGUAGAAGCAGAGAAACUUCGACUGAAUGCUAUCUCGGUACCGGUUACUUUAAUAAAUCUUACCACUAAGCAAAAGUCUUCAUGUUAUGUCGCCGGCGGUUUCCAUGGCGUUCAUUCGCAAGAUGGAAAACAUAAACCUGUCAUCAGCUUAUCGGUUAUCGAAGAUACUAAACCACAAGAAGAACUCUCUUCUGAUCUUUUGGAUCUUUUAAACGAUGCGAUGGAAUGA
Adineta steineri is the source of this 1137-nucleotide messenger RNA. The record is from the annotation of a GenBank genome assembly. Lineage: Eukaryota; Metazoa; Rotifera; Eurotatoria; Adinetida; Adinetidae.